Molecule: messenger RNA, 1223 nt
Organism: Hydatigera taeniaeformis
Lineage: Eukaryota; Metazoa; Platyhelminthes; Cestoda; Cyclophyllidea; Taeniidae
Source: the annotation of a GenBank genome assembly
UUAUUCCUGUUGCGUUGCGGGGUAAAGACAUCAUUGGCUUAGCUGAAACUGGAAGCGGCAAAACCGGGGCCUUUGCCAUACCAAUUCUCCAGGGCCUAUUGAAGAAACCCCAUUAUAAUUACUCCCUUAUUUUGGCACCAACACGGGAACUUGCUCUUCAAAUAAGGCAGCAUUUUCUGGAUUUGGGUUCAAAAUUUGGACUAAAAGUACUUUGCCUUGUCGGCGGUCAGCACGUUGAAGAUCAGUAUAAGUCUUUGAAGACUGAAAAACACCAUAUUAUUGUCGGAACUCCUGGAAGAAUAGCUUACCAUAUUGAAAAUUCAAAGGAAUUACUUCUUCACCGAGUACGUUUCUUUGUUUUGGAUGAAGCUGAUCGAAUGCUUGGGGGUGAUUUCGAUUCACAGUUGGAAAGUAUUUUGUCAAAGUUGUCAGAGAAACGUAAAAGUUUCCUCUUUUCCGCAACAAUGACUGGGAAUCUUGAAAAAGUACAAGCUGCAUGCCUUCGGAUGCCUGUGCGUUUGGAAACCGCAAAAAAAUAUACCACUGUUGAUAACCUAGACCAUGCUUUUGUAUUCCUACCGGAUCAGCGGAAAGAUGCUUACGUUGUGAAGCUGCUAGUUGACCUUGGUGGGAGUACUUCCUGUGAGUCAAGAACAGUUAUUUUCGUUUCUACGGCUCGAGAAUCGCUUCGCCUUGGCGAAAUUCUUAAGACCAUGAUUGGCAGGGACCGUGUCGUCAUUUUGAAUGGAUUAAUGCGUCAAGAUAAACGAGGAGCUGCACUUCAGAAAUUUAAGUCCGGCGAAGCCACCAUUAUGGUUGCCACUGAUUUAGCCUCCAGAGGUCUUGAUAUACCCGAGGUGCAAUUGGUUAUCAACUAUGAUAUUCCAAGCCAUCCUGCAUCAUGGAGCGAGGCUGCAAAGGCCUACAUUCACCGAGUGGGUCGAACGGCGCGAGCUGGACGUCCAGGUCGGGCUGUAUCUCUUGUUACUCCCUACUCUGUCACACGUCUAAAGAUUAUUGAGUCGACUCUGGGUUCUCAGAUUGCUCAGCUGGCGUGGGUUGAUCCUUGCGACUCAGAUCCCAAUCUGCUUAGUAAAGUCGAAGAAGCCGCUGCUCAUGCUAAGGCGGUGAGUUUACGAGUCCACUCUGGUGAUAUUGAUGGAAAAAACUUCUUUUUGCUACAGGCUUUUCAUUCUAUGGUGUUCACAGAUUUAACCUGCUAA